Messenger RNA from Sitodiplosis mosellana (orange wheat blossom midge), 339 nucleotides. RefSeq names its product ankyrin repeat domain-containing protein 65-like. Gene Ontology annotation, molecular function: protein binding. The record is from RefSeq and is a predicted model, not a curated record. Lineage: Eukaryota; Metazoa; Arthropoda; Insecta; Diptera; Cecidomyiidae. Bases 1 to 339 code for a protein of 112 amino acids. The transcript is spliced from 5 exons.
AUGGAGUGUAAUGUGAAGGAAGUUCAAAAACUCAUCGAUCAAGGAGCCGAUGUUAAUAUUGAAGGAGCCAUUGUUGAUAGUGAGGAUAAUCUCCAUGAGACACCUCUUCAUGCAGCUGCUCUCAAAGGUCAUAAGAAUGUUGCUCAACUUCUCAUUAGUAAAGGAGCUAAUUAUGAAGAGAAAAAUUAUAGGGAUGAUACAGCCCUUCAUUUAGCUGCUUCUAAUGGUCAUGGGAGUGUCGCUGAAUUUCUCAUCCGUAAAGGAGCCAAUACUGGUAUUAAAAAUAAUGCGAAUCUUACACCUCUUCAAGUAGCUGUUAACAAUGGUAAAGCUGACUAA